GUUCAAUAGCAGCAGGGAUUAAGAUAUUCCAGACAGGAGGAGCAGAAGUUGGGAGGUGUUGGGCUUUAAACUUCAUCCCAUUCUCUGCUCUCUGCGCCUCCCCUGGUCUCGGACGACUCCCAGCCUCUGGCUCUGUCGCACUGAUCGAGCAGCUCGGUUUUCCAGAGACGAGACCGCCGGAGGAGUCCUGCUCGGUGAGACGCACAGCAAGACGCGCAGCUGUGCGCGGACACUCAGGUUCUGGAAACCAACUCUUUGAACUGAGCCUGAUGAAAAUGAAACUGGACAUGCUUCUGCUCGUGCCACUGUGCGCCAUCUGUCUCCUGGUCCUGCCGUCGUCCUCAACCCUCGACCGUGAGUCAGAUGAUUCCACGCUUCUCCAUGUGACCAUUCCCACCACCUCGCCUGUGGAUGCUGUGCUGGGUGGCUCUCUGACGUUACCCUGCCUGAUGUCUCUGGCUCACCUACCGCCCUCCCCCUCCACCAAUGGCCGCCAUGCCGUGCUGUCUCUCCCCCGGGUCAAAUGGAGUGUAGUGAUUCAUGACCAAGAGGCUGAGAUCCUGGUGGCCCGCGGUGACAGGGUGAGAGUCAGCGAGGCCUACAAAGACCGAGCUACGCUGCUCAAUUACGCCUAUUCCCCCACCGACCUCACCCUGCGGCUGGACAGUGUCAGGCAGAAUGACAGCGGGUUCUACCGCUGUGAGGUGCAGCAGGGCCUGGAGGACACUCAUGAUGUAGCCCAGGUCAAGGUCAAAGGGGUGGUGUUCCAUUAUCGUGAUGCCUCCAGCCGCUACGCCUUUACCUUUGAGCGGGCCAGAGAGGCCUGCGAGGAGAUUGGGGCUCAGAUUGCCACUCCAGAGCAACUCAUGGCCGCCUACCAAAGUGGAUACGAGCAGUGCGAUGCAGGCUGGCUCUCAGAUCAGUCAGUGAGAUAUCCCAUUCAGACACCAAGAAAGGGCUGCUUUGGAGACAUGGAUGCACUGCCAGGAGUGAGGAACUAUGGACUGGUAGAACCCCAUGAGCUGUAUGAUGUCUACUGCUAUGUGGAAAACACUGAGGGCGAAGUGUUUCAUAGCCCCACCCCCCAGGAUGUGACCUACCAGGAGGCAAAGGCCUACUGUGCAAGUCAGGGGGCAGUGCUGGCCACCACAGCUCAGCUAUACGCAGCCUGGAAUGAUGGACUGCACCAUUGCAGUCCAGGAUGGUUGGCAGACGGGAGCGUGCGCUACCCCAUCAUCACCCCGAGAGAGCGCUGUGGUGGUGGGGAGCCCGGUGUCAGGACUGUCUAUCAGUACAGCAACCAGACGGGCUUCCCCGAAGCUCACACUCGACAUGAUGUCUACUGCUUCAGAAACAUUAACAGCCCUUAUACCGAAUCUCCUCGGGACUUUCAUUCCACUGAGCCAGAAAACAUUGUUUUCUUAACUAAUCCUGCUCAGGAGGAGGACAACAUGAGUGACAUGACAGCAAAGGGGGCCAAAGAGGUGCGCCUUGCCCAAACAGUGAAAGCUCACCCCCAGACACGAUGUUUUGACAAGGACAUGCUGAUCUCAGUAGAGAUUCAGGAGCCUGUCACUUUUCCAUCUGAGCAGCAAGAACAUUUUUUCACCGAAGAUACCCAAGAGGAGAUGGGGAAGACCAGCUACCCAGUGUCUUACCAACCAGCACCUGAAGAAAACCCAGAUCUUGAAGAUUCUCACACGCUUCCAAGAUCUUCUCCAGGGACUGAUGGUGUAGUAACUGAAUCCACUCCACUCACAACUGAUGGGGUAAACUCAGAGACCAGAGAGGCCUCAGAACAUCACACCUCUGGGAAUGAGGCCCUGGAUAUGCUCAGUGUUAAUGCAACAUCUGGAACUGAGGCAACUGAGCUCAGCAGCUCUCCACCGGUGCGUCAGGGGGGUGAUCUCCCUGUUUCACAGGAGGACCACACCCCAGAUAUCCAUUUGGAGCAGGCCUCUAAAACUGAACUAGUAUACCUGAGCACCUCUUAUGAUAUGUCAGGGCGGCCAGAAGAGGCCAGCACUGGUACUGUCGAGGCAACAUCAUUGGUGACUAUUCCACCCAUCUCCGAGGAAGCCGGGGUUCAUUGCAGUACAUCUGUGAACCAUCCAAUAGGAGAGGAGUCUGGAGAGGAGAGUGCAAAUCCAGAUGAGGCGAAACAGACCGUAGUAACUCAAAGUCUGGUUGGUACAGACACCUAUAGCACCUCUGAGCUAGUCCCUACUGACUCACGAGCAGCAACGGAGUCUUCCAUCCCGUUCGAUCACAGUGACGAGGAAUCUAACAGCACUUCAGAAGAGGCAGCACCAUAUGAUGUGGCAACAACAACAGCAGAGGCCAUCAUAGCCACAGAUGACUCGGCCUCCAGUGUAGAUGCUCCUGUUCUACGCAGUUACCCUGUCACCUUGUUGAAAUCAGCAGCUCCUCCCUCUGUGGUGGUUGAAGUUAGCUCCCCAGAGACUAUUACCUUAAUACCUGAAAGCAAUGCUUCAUCUGAAACAGAGUCUUUGGAAAACUUCCAGGACAAACUUGAACACGAGGGAUUAGGAGAAAACCCAGCAGGGUUUCUGAGCACAACCCAAAAUAUCCCAGACAGUGAUCCGGAGGAUGGGGAACAAGGCACCGAGUACAGAUCAGAAUCACAGGAGGAAUCAGGGGAGUCAUCAGGAAGAAACCUGGCAAUGAAACCAGAGCCUCUGUCGACAAACACUACUCUGUCAGUGGACCACACAUCUGAGGGAACUGAUAGUGAGGCUGCGACUGGUACUCCUCCUCCAGCAGAGAUAAAAAUCACACUGAUCCCUCACCAGAGUCACACACCUGGCUGGGAACAAGUGGCUUUUCCUUCCACACCACAGGAGGCUCGCUCUGAUGGAGAACACAGUGCUGAGGCUCCUGUCACUGAGGAACCUGAGGCUGUCUCUCAGGAGCCUUUGACGGAGAUCACCCGCAUCGGGAUUGAUGGACAUGGAUCAGAGGGCAGUGAGGAAGAGACCGGCACAGACGAUCCCUCAGUUAUAAAUUGCAUAGCGCAUCCGGAUGAGAAGACCUCCACAGACAUUCAUGAUGUGACCGUCACUACUCCCACCAGGUCCCCACAGUAUUUUAAAACAGGAGAAGAUGAAUACACUGCCAUGGCUGCCUCCCUGCCCGCUGCCCACCAAGAAGGAAUCUCGGACCCCUGCCUGCAGAACCCUUGUCUGAAUGGAGGCACGUGUGUGGACGGUGAAUCAACACGCUGCCUUUGCCUGCCUGGUUAUGGAGGAGACAUGUGCCAGACAGACCUGGAGCUGUGCCAGCCCGGCUGGGAGAAGUUUCAGGGCUUCUGUUAUCGUCACUUUCCUAAGCGGCAGAACUGGGAGGCAGCUGAGCAGCACUGUCGCAUGUGUGGUGGGCAUCUCAUUUCUGUCAUGACCCCUGAGGAGCAGCACUACAUCAAUGACAAAUACAAAGAAUAUCAGUGGAUUGGACUAAAUGACAGGACCAUCGAGGGAGACUUUCGCUGGUCGGAUGGGAACCCUCUGCUGUAUGAGAACUGGUACAGAGGCCAGCCUGACAGCUACUUCCUGUCUGGAGAGGAUUGUGUAGUGAUGGUGUGGCAUCAGAAUGGUCACUGGAGCGACGUUCCCUGCAACUACCAUCUAUCCUACACCUGCAAGAAGGGCAUCUCCUCCUGUGGUCAGCCCCCUGAGGUCCCUCAUGCUAAGGUGUUUGGGAAGAAGCGGUUGCAUUAUGAGACCAACACCGAGGUGCGGUACUACUGUGAGGAGGGUUUUGUGCAGAAACUGAAUCCUGUGAUCAGGUGCCGGGUCGGCGGCCGAUGGGAUGAACCUCUGAUUACCUGCCUGCCAGCUCAUUCGGUGGGAGAAGAGUCAGUUACGGUGCUUCCUCCCCAGCCUGAGGAUGCCACAGAGGCUGCGGGCGCAGCCACAGAGAAAGCAGCUCCACUGUUCUGGGACAUUAAGUGGAAUGUGUAAAGCCAUCCUGUCUUGUUUCUAAAGCACCAUUCCUCUCCCUGUUUUCUUGUGUCUCAAAGACUUCCAGUUUCUGCAUCAAGUUCAACUGUAUAAAACUAAUCUUUCAUCUUAAAGACGUCUCACAGUUCCUACAGUCAUGAAAAAUCUGGAAAAGUGCUGUAAUACAGUACUGUUUGUCAGAAUGUACAAAAAGCUCUGCACAACUUAGAUGCAUUAGUUGAAAAAACACGGAAAAGUUGCGGGAUCGUCUUGUUAUUCCUUGCACAAAUGAGACAGAAAAUCACUUGGUUAUGAAGCUGCCACAUCAGGAGGUAAGAGAGGAUCCUGCACAAAACUAUAAAGGUGGAUGUGUAUCAAAAUAUAACAGUGAUCUGAAAGCCGUCUUCAUUUCUGGAUUGAAAGGGUUUCUCUUGGUAAAAGAAAUGUCUCAUAUACGCCCACAUGCCAUCAGUGUGGGUGCAAACAAACAAAUAAACAAAUCCUUAAAACUGCAAUUGAGCAACAAAGUCACAUGGUUAAAAAACAAUUAGGAAAAAAAAAAUCACCCUUUUCUGAGUUUCAAAAGCUUCACUCAGAAGCCACUGCACCUCCAUCUGCACUAAAUCUUCUUUAGCAGCUCAGUGUGAUUUAUAGCAUGUCUUGGUGGAAAUUUGCCAGCACACAACGUACUCUCUGUUGGCAAAGUCUUCACUCUGCACAACCCUGCAAACGAUCUUGUUAUUUAAGAUGUUUACAGUAAAAAAUCAGCCAAAUGUUAAUGUUAUUACUGUACACGUUGUCCACUAUUCUGUUUCAGGAUUCUGUCAGUGGGAGGCAGCUUGUUAAACUUUGCUCUCACUCCUGUUUGAGACACUUUAAUUUGUCACGCGAGUUCCCACCAGUGAGCACACCUGAAAUGACCCGACUAUGUGUGUGCACACAUCCUUUCUAAGAGUGUUGAUCACUGACUCUGCUUGUUCUUUGGUGCUUCUUAUUCAGGUCUGUUUGCACUCUGGUUUGCUGUAGCGUAUCUGUAUUUGGCCAGAUUUGCAUUAGCACACAGCGUCAUAAUCAGAGAGUUCAAUUUGAAAUAUAUGUAGAGUAUACUGGCUCCGAAGUGACAGCUGUUCUCUGGGGAUCAGUGAGGAGAAAUGUAUUUUGUUGAUGCAAAUAAUGCAACAAUAGAUGUAGUUUUUAAAGAACUACUGUGACACACUGCACGGUGGUAACAAUGCAGGUAAUGUUGUUAUUCUAAUCAAUGCACCAGUAGAAAUAAUAUAGGAUAAAUGGAUCCAGUGAAAAAAGAGAAAUAAAAUGUAAUUUUGUAAUGUAGUUUGAGUUAUUACAGUUGUUACAUGCUGUUCAUCGACUGAACUGUAUAAAAAUCAACUAAUUAAACUAGUAUGUUGAAGA
Molecule: messenger RNA, 5372 nt
Organism: Monopterus albus (swamp eel)
Lineage: Eukaryota; Metazoa; Chordata; Actinopteri; Synbranchiformes; Synbranchidae
Gene: bcan
Product: brevican
Exons: 15
Coding region: 270-3980 (1236 amino acids)
Biological process (GO): central nervous system development; skeletal system development; positive regulation of neuroblast proliferation
Cellular component (GO): synapse; perineuronal net
Molecular function (GO): hyaluronic acid binding
Source: RefSeq, a predicted model, not a curated record